Gadus macrocephalus (Pacific cod) is the source of this 4336-nucleotide messenger RNA. RefSeq names its product StAR-related lipid transfer (START) domain containing 13b (gene stard13b). Gene Ontology annotation, biological process: actin cytoskeleton organization; signal transduction; regulation of Rho protein signal transduction. Bases 452 to 3547 code for a protein of 1031 amino acids. NCBI's taxonomy places the organism in Eukaryota, Metazoa, Chordata, Actinopteri, Gadiformes, Gadidae. The record is from RefSeq and is a predicted model, not a curated record. The transcript has 14 exons. Gene Ontology annotation, molecular function: lipid binding; GTPase activator activity; protein binding.
UGUUUUAAAAGACCUAACGGUUCACUUAUGCUGGUGUUUUGCGUUCAGCUUGGCUGGAACAGAAGUGUUUGUGUAUAGCACAGUGAACAUGUAUUAGCGCUUGAUGAUCGCAGAGGAGAUAGAGGGUUGGGAAGAGGUGUUUUAGUUGUUUGGGAUCUUGAUUGUGGAGGAUCUGGAUGUGAUUUUAAUAUUCCUGGAACAUCUGCGUCUGUGGAACAAGAGCAAAAACCUUGAGCGGGUUUAUGAGAGGCAAGCAGCCGUGAGAGAAAUCGAGGCGAAGGAAGCGUGUGAUUGGCUACGAGCGGCAGGGUUCCCUCAGUACGCUCAGCUUUUUGAGGACUCGCAGUUCCCGAUAGACAUCAGUCCAGUGAAGAGAGAUCAUGACUUCCUAGAGAAGGACCUGGUUGAACCCCUUUGCAGGCGUCUGAUCACCUUGAACAAGUGUGCCUCUAUGAAACUUGAUGUUAAUCUCCCAAGGAAAAAGAGUGAAGAUUCUGACGAGGAGGACGUGUUCGCCAUCAGCGACCGAUGGACCUUUGAGUGGACCAGCCGCAGGUGGUCCCGCCUUCAGGACAUAGACGGUUUCCUUGGCAACCAGGGGGAGGGGCUUCCCAACGGCGGGGGCGGGGCUCCCCUGAAGGCGGCCACCAGCAGCGAGAGCGUUCUGACCGACCUCAGCGAGCCCGAGGUGUCGUCGCUGCACAGCGAGAGCAGCGGCGACAGCGCCCCGACGGGGGGGCCCAGCACCGAGGACUCGGACGGCUCCAACCAGACCGGCUCCGACUCGGCCGCCAUGCCGGACCCCACCGCCGUCGGCCUGUCCCACAUCUCCAGGGACGGCACCGGCUACGGCUCCCUGCCCCGGAGGCACGCCCGGCUGGGACGCACGCGCGCCAAAGACUUCCUGAAGCGCAUGGAGACACUGCGGUCCCGGGGGGCUCUGACCGGCAGCCGCAAAACGCCGUCGAUAGGCGCCCCCGUUCUGCAGGACCCCCCGCCGGGGCUGAAGAGCGUCCGAUGCGUGGAGACCGUCGACGGGGAGAUACCGCCGCCGCCGCCGCCGCCGCCGCCGCCGCCACCGCCGCCGCCACCGCCACCGCCUUCGGGGGUCCGGACGGCGUUCUCCCAGUCGACCAGCGAGGGCAGCAGCUGCGCCUCCAGCGGCAGCGCGGCCAGCACCCCCAGCCUGAAGGAGCGCAAGGCCACGCGGGCGGACCACAAGCGCAGCGGCAUGUACCUGGAGGACCUGGACAUCUUCUCCUCGGCCGGCCAGGUGAAGAGGGUCGCCGAGCAGAACCGCCGCAACGAGUUCUGCUCCCACGAGGACCUGGUGGUCCACAUCCCCAAGGACCACAAGCCCGGCACCUUCCCCAAAGCCCUGUCCAUCGAGAGCCUGUCGCCCACCGUCAGCGCCGCCGUGAUCCCCAACGGCAAAGUCGCCCCGACGAACUGGCACCAGGCGGGCGUCCGCCUCGUCUCCCCGGCGGCGGCGGCGGCGGCGCCCGCCCCCGGCGCCAAGGAGCCGCGGCCCAUGACGCAGUGCUGCUCGCGGGGCAGCCGCAUCAGCGUGUACGACAACGUGCCCGGGUCCCACCUGUACGCCAGCACCGGGGACCUGAUCGACAUGGAGAAGGAGGACCUCUUCCCCCACCUGGACGACAUCCUGCUCCACGUCAACGGCCUGCAGCAGAUCGUGGACCGCUGGUCCCAGAACGUGCUCCCCGCGGCCGAGGCCGAGAGCCAGGGCGUCGUCCGGGGGGGGGGGGACGCCGGCUCGGGGCCGCGGUCCCCCGGGCGGAUCGCUCUGGACUUUGAGGCGGACGCGGCGACGGAGGGCCAGCGCACGCCCAGCAACGGAGAGCGGGACCAGGUGUCGCUGGCGGAGCUGGAGGGGAGCCGGGUCCGGGAGAGACGGGACUCCGGGGUCGGAGCGUCGCUGACCAGACCCAGACGGUUACGAUGGCCAAGCUUCCAGAUAGCCAAUCGGCUCAGCCUCUCGGUGGCGUCCCUGCAGAUCACCAACCAAUCAGCAGGCCAGCUGAGUCUGCUGCAGAAGUUCUCCCUGCUCCGCCUGACGGCCACCAUGGAGAAAUACUCCAUGUCCAACCGCCACGGCUGGACCUGGUCCGUGCCAAAGUUCAUGAAGCGGAUGAAGGUACCGGACUACAAGGACAAGAACGUGUUUGGGGUCCCCCUCAUCGUGCACGUGCAGCGGUCGGGUCAGCCGCUGCCCCUCAGCCUGCAGCAGGCCCUGCGGUACCUGAGGAGCCAGUGUCUCGACCAGGUGGGCUUGUUUCGUAAGUCGGGGGUGAAGUCUCGGAUCCAGGCUCUGCGGCAGAUGACCGAGAACUCCCCGGACAACGUCAACUACCAGGACCAGUCGGCCUACGACGUGGCCGACAUGGUGAAGCAGUUCUUCAGAGACCUCCCGGAGCCGCUGCUGACCAGCAAGCUGGGGGAGACCUUCCUCCAUAUCUACCAGUAUGUCUCCAAGGACCAGCGGCUGCAGGCCGUUCAGGCGGCCAUCAUGCUGAUGUCGGACGAGAACCGCGAGGUGCUGCAGACGCUCCUCUGCUUCCUCAGCGAUGUCACUUCCUCCGUGGAGGAGAACCAGAUGACCCCCAUGAACAUCGCCGUGUGCCUGGCCCCCUCCCUCUUCCACCUCAACCUCCUGAAGAAGGACAACCUCUCCCCCCGGGCCUUGCAGAAGAAGUACGCCACGGGCCGACCGGACCAGAAGGACCUGAACGAGAACCUGGCGGCGACGCAGGGCCUCGCUCACAUGAUCACGGAGUGCAACCGUCUGUUCGAGAUCCCCCACGAGAUGGUCACCCAGUCCCGCAACUCGUACGUGGAGGCGGACCUCCACGCGCCCACCCUCAGCGAGCUGUGCCGGCUGCUGGAGGAGGACGACGGGUCCCUGCCCACCCACAUGGAGACGCGGCUGCAGAGCCUGCUCCGGGAGGCACGCGAGAGGUCCAAGUACUGGGUCUCCUGCAGCAGCUCGGACAACACGGAGCUCUGCUACAAGAAGGUGGGCGACGGUAACCCGCUGCGUCGCUGGCGGGUGUCCGUGGAGGUGGAGGCCCCGCCCUCGGUGGUGCUGAACCGCGUGCUGCGCGAGCGCCACCUGUGGGACGUGGACCUCCUUCAGUGGAAGGUGACGGAGACGCUGGACAGACAGACGGAGGUGUUCCAGUACGUCCUCAACCGCAUGCCCCCCCACCCAAGCCGGGACUUUGUGGUGAUCAGGUCAUGGCGGACGGACCUCGCUAAAGGAGCGUGUUCGCUGGUGUCGGCGUCGGUGGAGCGAGAGGACAGCCCCCUGCUGGGAGGGGUCCGGGCAGUGGUCCUGGAGUCCGGCUACCUGCUGGAGCCCUGUGGCUCCGGGAAGUCCCGCCUCACGCACGUCUGCAGGGUGGACCUCAAAGGGAGGACUCCUGACUGGUACAACAAGGUGUUUGGUCACAUCUGCGCCGCCGAAGUCGCACGCAUCCGCAACUCCUUCCGGCCAAUCAUCGCCGACGGACCCGAGACCAAGAUCUGAGCUCCGUCCUAUCACGCGUCAGCCCCGGCUCAGUCCAGACCCCAAAGGAUUCUGGGUCGGAGAGAAGCCAGACGUCGGUCCGAGUCCGCACUAAAGCACAGUCUGUUAGUCGUUUGUAAGUCUAGUCGUUUGUUUGUUGUUGUUUGUUUUGGUCGACCCACCAGAGAGAACUUUUCUGGACUGUAUGGACUAAAGGAGGUUGACUUGUCGGGGCUUGACCACACAACCCAAAGGGAAAAUAAAUGAAUCCUGCCAUCGUCUCCAGACCUAGGACCGUUCAUAUGUUAAUUCAUGUGUUCAUGUUGAUGAUGCUGUAUAAUAUAAUUAUAAUUGUCAUUAAUAAUAUUAUUGAUGCUGUAAUCUACAAUGUCUAGGACAUCUAGAAUCUGAAAGGCUUCUGGGAAGCGUAUGUAUUUUUAGUAAUUUCUAAUGUAUGCCAUACUUAAUAAUGUGUCAAAGAUUGUAUAUGUGUGAAUAAGAUGUACAUGCAAACAAAAUGUGUAUAUAUAUUAUAAUAUGUGAAAGGGUUAAUAUGGCAAUCUUAAUUUCCUAUAUAUUGAUUGUUGUGUUGUCUCUGCCUUCCUGUAAUAUGUAUUGGUACGAACUGUAUGAUGUUUAUACUGCAGUAUUGCUGUUUGGAAUGUCCGUAAUUUUAUUCAACUAAGACCUCUUUUUAUGGUUGGGAAAACAAUGACAUAAGGUUUGAUUUGAUCAUCCCUGCUUUAGAUUACUUGGCUGUUUUGUCAAGUACCAGAGCAUUUUUUUAAAUAAAUGUUUUAAAAUGUUUAA